Phascolarctos cinereus (koala) is the source of this 4266-nucleotide messenger RNA. Lineage: Eukaryota; Metazoa; Chordata; Mammalia; Diprotodontia; Phascolarctidae. The record is from RefSeq and is a predicted model, not a curated record.
CCCCCCACCCCCCACCCCCAUCACAGCCACCGCCAGCCCAGUGGGAACAGGGGAAAAUGCCACCGGCUUCCCGCGGCUACGGUCACGGCGGCGGUCUAGCAAACACUUCUGGUCCUCUCGGUUCCCGCCCAUCCUGUGUGGGCAGAACCGGGGCUGCCCAAGGUAGCUGAAGCCAAAAGAGGGCUACCCCAUCCAGUCUGCGCCGCGGAGGAUGAGCGAGGCCGGGCCCGGGCCAGGGGCGAGGGGGCCCGUGAGCUUCGCCGAUGUGGCCGUGUACUUUUCCCCGGAGGAGUGGGGACGGCUGAGCCCCGCUCAGAGGGCCCUGUACCGGGACGUCAUGCGGGAGACCUACGGCCACCUGGGCGCGCUGGGAUUUCCAGGUCCCAAACCAGCGCUCAUCUCCUGGAUGGAACAAGAAGCGUGGGACUCCGAUGCCAAGUCUCCCGAGGGUGAAUGGGAGAAGGCAGUAACCUGUGGAGCAGGAGCUAAGAACAAGAAUAAGGAGAACAGGAAGAUGCUUGGAGCUGAGGAACGAACUUUGAUCAGGAGACUGGAAGAUGUUGGACAGCAAACAACUAGGACUGGAGAACACAAGCAUCAGCCAGCCCUUCCUCCUGCUCCCCGUCGGGGCCGCCCUCCCACAAAGCCCAGCCUGCGGGUCAACCUUCCAGCUCCCAGGACUGACAAACGCCAUGGCUGCAACAUAUGUGGGAAGCACUUUGCCUGGCGCUCCACACUGGUGGAGCACAUUUACACCCAUACUGGGGAAAAGCCCUUUCAUUGCCCUGACUGUGGCAAAGGCUUCAGCCAGGCUUCUUCAUUAAGCAAGCACCGAGCCAUCCACCGGGGAGAACGGCCUCAUCGUUGCCUCGACUGUGGCCGAGCUUUUACUCAGCGCUCAGCCCUUACCACUCACCUCCGUGUCCACACUGGUGAGAAGCCCUACCAGUGUGCUGACUGUGGCCGACGCUUUAGCCAGAGUUCAGCCCUCUCACAGCAUCAUCGUGUCCACAGUGGUGAGACACCAUUCCCCUGUGCUGACUGCGGCCGAGCCUUUGCCCAUGCCUCAGACCUCCGGCGCCACCAGCGUACCCACACAGGUGAAAAGCCAUUCCCUUGUCCAGAUUGUGGACGCUGCUUCCGGCAGAGUUCAGAAAUGGUUGCUCACAGACGAAUUCACAGUGGUGAGCGGCCCUAUUCCUGCCCUGAGUGUGGGAGGCGAUUCAGCCAGAAGUCAGCCGUAGCCAAACAUCAGUGGAUCCAUCGGCCUGGUGCUGGGGGCAGGAGGGGCCAGUUGUCUGAGGUGCUACCUAUGCAACUUGUCUCUAUCCAGGGAGACUUAGAUCCCCCAGUGGGCUUCCAGCACUACCCAGAGAUCUUCCAGGAAUCCCUUCGCGGAAGGUGGAAGACCUCGCCCCGCGAGCGCCUUCGGGCCAAUCAGGCUCCGCUGGAGGCUCCUCGCGCCUUGGAGCGACGGUUAACGCCCCCGAACAGGCGGGAAAGGGGCGGGGAGAGAGGAAAAUGGGCGGGGCACCCGAGCCAUGAGACCAAUCGCUGGCCCCUUUCGGAUGAAGCAAGGCGCGGGGGCGGCAUGAAGGGGCUCUCCCAACGGCACGCGGGGGACUCCGCUGACCGCCACGCCGCUCCCGUGCUUCGCUGGAAGGCCGGAGGAGGCGCGUCGCGGAGAUCUCGCCGUCUCCGGAGUGUGGGGGCUGCUGCUCCGGAGCUCCGGGGCACGCUUGCACGGACCAAGCGACCAGCAGACAGACGGACAGACAGCCGGCCUAGGAUCUGGGACGGAGCGUCCAGGCCACUAUCCCUGCCCCACGCGGCAGGUGCUGCUGUUCCUUUAGCACCUGCUGAGGCUCGCACCCAGGGGCCCGGGGCUUGGUCGGCCCUGCACAGGGUUAAUGCCACCGAGUCGCACCUCCGGGGCAUCCUAGAGCGGCAGCGGCGCCCGCCUAGCGGGGAGCCGGCCGAUCCGGACACUUCCUGUGCAGGGGGCGGGGGAAGGGGGCUGGGCGGCCGCAGCCCAGGGGGCGGGGCUCCGGGGAGGGAGAGCUGGAGGCCUGGGGUCAAGACAUCUGGAUUCUGGGAAGGGGAGCAGGGCCCCAGAGGCGCGCGCACACGCACCCGCUCCCGCGCCUGCCCUGGGCUGCGGGGAGCCCGCCGCUCAGGUGACUCUUCCCGGACCGCGGGGGCACCCGGGGCCCCACGCCAAGGGGGAGCUCAGACCUGGAGGGCUGGAGAGGGAAAAUUACUCUUGUUCUUCUCCAGAGGCUUCCCUCGGCUCCUGAUUUCUAAGAUGGAGCAAGAGGCCAGGCCGUGGGGCCUAGAUCCCCAGAGUCCCGAGGAGACAGAGAGCCAGAGAGGCACCCCCACAGGCAGCGAGUGUGGCAGACGGAAGAGUGUGAGUGAGAAUGAGGAAGAGAUUCCUCAGCAAGAAGACUCUGAGAAUGAAGACGUUGAAGAGAUACCCUUUGGAGUUGAACCUCAGAGUCCAGGUUUUGAUGAAAUUCCUGAGAUGCCCCUGAGCCCUGAGGAAAAGGAUCCUCUUGAUCUCUCCCUGGAGGAUGAUCCCCUGGACUCCUACACUGAAGGGUAUGAGGAUCAACCCCCUAGGGACCUGCCACUGGGGACCACCUUUGAGAUGCCCUCAGGGACCCUGCUCACUGACUCCCGGUUUGAGAUACUUCAGGAGAACCCUCUCAGCAUCACCGAGACCAUCCACAACCAGUCUCGGCGUGGUGGGGGCCCUCGAGGUCAAGGUAGGCAGCCCCCACGUCCCAAUAUUUGCGGUAUCUGUGGGAAGAGCUUUGGGCGGGGCUCCACACUGAUUCAACACCAGCGUAUCCACACGGGAGAGAAACCUUACAAGUGUGAAGUAUGUGGCAAAGCCUUCUCACAAAGCUCUGAUCUCAUCAAGCAUCAGCGUACACAUACAGGUGAACGGCCAUAUAAGUGCCCUCGUUGUGGCAAGGCCUUUGCUGACAGCUCCUACCUGCUCCGCCACCAGCGGACCCACACAGGCCAGAAGCCCUAUAAGUGCCCGUACUGUGGCAAGGCCUUUGGCGACAGCUCCUACCUCCUGCGCCACCAGCGCACCCAUAGCCAUGAGCGACCCUAUAGUUGCCCAGAUUGUGGCAAGUGCUACAGCCAGAACUCCUCCCUUCGCAGCCACCAGCGUGUCCACACAGGCAGAGGCCGUAUAGCUGUGGCAUAUGUGGCAAGUCCUUCUCACAGCGCUCAGCCCUCACCCCUCAUGCCCGAAGCCACACGAGAAAAGCCCUUCAAGUGCCCUGAGUGCGGGAAACGCUUUGGCCAGAGCUCUGUGCUUGCCAUUCAUGCCCGCACCCACCUACCUGGCCGAACCUACAGCUGCCCCGACUGUGGGAAAACCUUUAAUCGCUCAUCCACUCUGAUUCAGCACCAGCGCUCCCAUACAGGUGAACGGCCCUAUAAGUGUGCUAUCUGUGGAAAGGGUUUUUGCCGUUCCUCCACCCUCCUGCAGCACCACCGGGUCCAUAGUGGUGAACGGCCCUACAAGUGUGACGACUGUGGCAAGGCCUUCUCACAGAGCUCUGACCUCAUUCGUCACCAACGGACACAUGCAGCUGGGCGGCGCUGACCAUGGAACCCCAGGAAGCAGGAAGAGGGUCACAUUGGGAGGGGGUGGGGAUAAGCAGCCUAGAGACAUAGGUAGAGUUUUUUUUGGGGGGAGGGGGAAGGGAGAAGGGUUAGGGUCAGAUAUUUGGUUUCAGAAAAGGAAAUUGAAUACAAAACCUCUCUUGGAAGCUGAGUUAAAAAUAAAAACCUCUAUGCUUUAGGAGAGGGAGCUAGGAAAGAAGAAUUGAGUAUUCUGUCUUUUUCUGGGAAAAUAUCCCUGAAAAAGUUUUCAAAUAAGGGGUAGGAGCCAACAGCCAAGAGCAGGCCUUCCCUAUGCCCUCUGAAAGUCUUUGGGAGAAUCAGAGGAGAAUAGGCAGAGAGCUGACUGCCUAUGCACCAGUGCCAUCUGCUGGACUCCUGGAGAUGGCGAAUUGCUAGAUGUAGGGGGAUAGCUCACUAGGUGGUUAGAUAGAAUGGGAAUUAGCUUAGUUGGGAAGCUCCCAGACCCACUAGGAGUCAGGGAGAGGGUGGGACUGAGGAUUGGGGGUGGGGAUCCGGGUAUCUGGAUUGGGCCUGGCCCUAGCAUUCAGUCUGGGGUCUCCUGUGCCCCAUCCUGCUGCAUCAUCACUGAUUCAAUAAAAACCUCAAUAUGGAAAUAGA